This is a messenger RNA of Aaosphaeria arxii CBS 175.79, 1494 nucleotides long. Its product is annotated as leupeptin-inactivating enzyme 1 precursor. Gene Ontology annotation, biological process: proteolysis. The transcript is spliced from 3 exons. Gene Ontology annotation, molecular function: metalloexopeptidase activity. NCBI's taxonomy places the organism in Eukaryota, Fungi, Ascomycota, Dothideomycetes, Pleosporales. The record is from RefSeq and is a predicted model, not a curated record. Bases 1 to 1494 code for a protein of 497 amino acids.
AUGAAGUCCCAACUUGCCUCGGGACUCAUCCUGGCGGGUGCAGCACAGUCAAUCGCAGGCGCUCUUCCCGAGACGAAUAAGAACUACAAACCUCUUGUCGAGUCAAAGGCAUUGCAGAGACUAGUCACCACAGAAGGAUUGUGGGGAAAUCUUGAGAAGCUCGAUGAAAUUGCAAAGGCCAAUGGUAACAAUCGUGCGUUCGGUCUGCCUGGCUACGCCGCCUCGGUGGACUACAUCCUUUCUCGCACAAAGGACUCGCCGGACUUCAACACCUACACGCAAGACUUUCCGGCAAACUUCUCGCAAGUCACGUCCAUCUCUUUCAAGGUCGAUGACAAUGAUUACUAUGUCAUUGGGUUGACUUACUCUCCCUCAACGACCGAGGAGGGAUUGACCGCGAAACUUGCACUCGGUGUUCCGGGAGAUGCGGGCUGCACCGAACAGGCAUACGCGGAUCUUGAUGUCAAAGACAAGAUUGUGCUUGUGCAGCGGGGCGCCUGCCCUGAUGGGACUACCCUUGCAGGCCGCAUGAAGCCGGCGGCGGCAGCAGGAGCAGCAGCAGUUGUUAUCUACAAUGACGUUGAGACCCAGGUCACUGCAGGAACCUUGUCCAGCCCAAACCCGCAAUACGUCCCUACCGGCUUCAUCAAUCGGGAUGAUGGUGAAGAAUUAGUAGCUCGCCUUGAGAACGGGGAAGACAUUGAAGCAUAUUUCCAGCAGUCGCAGACGAUUGAGACGAGAAUCACCCAGAAUGUCAUUACAGAGACGAAGGGUGGAGAUCCAAAUAACGUCGUCAUUCUCGGGGCACAUCUCGAUAGUGUUCAGGCUGGCGCUGGUAUCAACGAUGACGGCUCCGGAACGAGCUUGAUACUUGAGAUCAAGACUGCGUUGGAGAAAUUUCGGGUGAAGAAUAAGGUCCGUUUCAUCUGGUGGGGCGCCGAAGAGAACGGUCUCUUGGGAUCCAAGUUCUACACCAACAACCUCAACGUUACCGCUGCCAACUCCAUUCUGGCCUAUCUGAACUUCGAUAUGGUAUCGCGCGGCUAUUUUGGCGUGUUCGAUGGCGAUGGUUCUACGUACAACCUGAGCGGUCCUGCUGGUUCGGAUGUCAUUGAACGCAUUUUUGUGGAGGACCUCACUAGCAAGGGCAUCAACGUGACGGCAGCCCGCUUCACCGGUGGCAGCGACUAUCAAAGCUUCAUAAACAUUGGAAAGCCCGUCGGUGGACUUCAUACGGGCACAGGUGUUGCGCAGGACCCCUGCUAUCACCAGGCCUGUGAUACUAUCGAGAACCCCGAUGCGAACACAAUCACUGUCAAUGCAAAGACAGCCGCUCACGUGUUGAGUAUUUUGGCAACCAAGGGCCAUCAAAUCAUUCCAAAGAGCCCCGUUAAUGCGACAGUUUCGAGCAGAGGACUGAUUGGAAGGAAUGCUGUAACCUGGACCUUGGGAGAAGACGAAAGGCACCUGGGCACCUGUGAACAUGUCAUAUAA